Messenger RNA from Menidia menidia (Atlantic silverside), 2464 nucleotides. NCBI's taxonomy places the organism in Eukaryota, Metazoa, Chordata, Actinopteri, Atheriniformes, Atherinopsidae. The record is from the annotation of a GenBank genome assembly.
AUGCAUACGUCACCCAUUGAGGCGUACUUCACUAAGGGAGCGUCUUUAAAGUUGACCUCUGACCUGAGCCCGGAGGUGAUGGCGGCCGUGGCAGGCGGCCACGCGCGGCGCGUCCUGUCCUCCCUGAACCAGCAGCGGGCGGCGGGUCGGUUCUGCGAUGCGGUUCUGGACGUGGGGGACGGGGCUCCCCGCCUGGCGCACCGCUGCCUCCUGGCCUGCUUCAGCGAGCUGUUCGGACGCUCCGGCGCCGCCCCGGAGCCGGACCUGGACCUCCAGGGCUGCCCGGGCGCCGGCCUGGAGCUGCUGCUGAACUUCGUCUACACCGGCGAGCUCAAGCUGGACGCCGACAACCUGGACACGGUGCAGAGGGCCGCGUCCAGCCUGCGCGUGCCCGAAGCCCUGGCCCUCUGUCAGCGGUUCAGGGACAAGUCCGCGCCGCCUCUGGUUUCCAAGGGGAAAAGAGGCAGGCCCAGGAAGUGCGCGUCGGACGAAAAGCCUCUCAAAGAGGAGAGCUCGGCUCCGGCCGCGGAGGAUGAGUCCGGCCUCGACGCCGUUGCCACGACGACGCGCUCCGGCCGGGUGGUGAAGGGCCCCAGGCGGCUGCUGGCGGCGGACGGAAGCCCCGCCACUAACGGCAAAAGAGCCCCGCUUACCAAAGCCGCUGAAGACGGUUUAAACCCAGAUCGGCCAGCCGCCGAAACCGAGGUCGACACACUGGACAACGGCGUUCUCCAGGCCUCCGGAGACUCGGCGGCCGAAGAGGGCGACGAAGGACCGGACGGCGAGGACGCGGCCGGAGACACCGAUGACGAGUAUCUGCCGCCCGCCGAGUCCAGCUCCCCGGCCCCGUCCGCCCCGGCAACGGUUCCGAGCAAAGCCAACAAACGCCCCAGAAACGACGGCGCCGCAGACGACCCCAACAAAGACUCCGUGCAGUGUCCCACCUGCCACAAAUCCUUCAAGAGCAAAUACUACCUCAAAGUCCACAACAGGCGGCACACAGGGGAGAGGCCCUUUGGAUGUCUUAAGUGUGGGAAGAGGUACUUCAGGAAGGAGAAUCUCUUCCUGCACGAGACCAGAGACUGCGCCCGGGUGCAGACGUACACCUGUCGCACGUGCUCUGAGGCCUUCGGCACCAAAGAGGAGCUGCGGCUUCACAUGGUGUCCCACACCGGAGAAAUGCCCCACAAGUGUUCAACAUGCAGCGAGCAGUUCAUGUAUAAGAAGAACUUGACCAUGCACAUGAUGAAGGUUCACUGUCAUCCCAAACCACACGCAUGCCCGCUGUGCCCCAAAACCUUCCUGACCCGCACCGAGAUGCGCGUGCACGAGGCCGCCAAACACCGGGGCGAGAAGCCCUUCGUGUGCGAGGAGUGCGGCCACCGGGCGUCCAGCCGCAACGGCCUGCAGAUGCACAUCAAGGCCAUUCACAGGAACGAGCGGCCCUUCGUCUGUAACGUGUGCGGCCACGCCUUCUCCCAGAAGAACAACCUCAACAUGCAUCUGCGCGUCCACAGCGGGGAGAGACCCUUCCAGUGUCACCUGUGCGGGAAAACCUUCAGGACCCAAGCCAGCCUGGAUAAGCACCAGCGGACGCACACGGGCGAGCGGCCCUUCGGCUGUGACGUGUGCGAGCAGCGCUUCACGGAGAAGGGCGCCCUGCUCCGCCACAAGGCCAGCAAGCACGAGGAGGGCCGCCCGCACUGCUGCCACAUCUGCGGCAAAACCUUCAAAGCAAAAGAGCAGCUGCGCGUCCACCUGCGCCGUCACAGAGGCACCAGGAACUUCGAGUGCAUCGACUGUGGCUACAAGUUCACUCGGCAGGCCCAUCUGCGCCGACACAUGCAGAUCCACAAACGCACCGAGAACUACAACCCGCGCCAGAGGAAGCUGAGGAACAUCGUGGUGCAGGACGUGGACGACGGGGGCGGGGCCGAGGACGAGGGCGCCAAGCCGGCUAGUCCCGCCUCGGGGACGGUCAGUCCAGCAUCCGGCUGCGUGAUGCGAGUGGCCAUCCAGCCGGCCGGCGCGGGGACGGAGGAGGGGGCCGAGACUUUCUCCGUCCCCGAGGAGCUGCAGCAGACGGAGCUGGUCGGCGAGGCCUACCAGUCCACCAUAGACAUGGAGUAAAUCGGGGAGAACCAAUCUGAGAGGAAGACGUCCACCUCUCUUCGUCCACCCACGAUCCCUUUACCAAGAUAGUGAAAUUGUGAAAAUGUGGUUUAAAUGAGCUGAAGUGGACGUUGAUGAUCAAAUCGUGCACCUCUGAGCUCGAUAGCAUGAAUGAACCGCAUGCUUUUAAUGCUGCUGCCUACGAGGAAAAUACAUUUUUCGGUUUGUUUAAAAAAAAAACGAUCAUAAAUAUCAAAGGACACAGACAUAAGCAGAUUCAGUCUAGGCAAGUAGUUAUUCUUCAUCAGUGGGUGAUGCUGAACAGGAUUGCAUUGACAUUUUUUCCUCCAUU